GUCUGACUAAAGACUAACCUUCGUGAUGGACAUAACAAAUAUUGUUUGAGGAAAAAGGAGGAAAACAUCUUCAUACACGGUCUAAAUUUUGUCCUAGUGCCAUACUUUGGGCCUAUAGAGCAAUAAAAAGUAGAACCAGACAUGGUCCAGGUACUAUCCUGUCACCACUUCAAGUCUCAGACUGUUGUGAGUCCAAGCCACGAGCCUCACAUCAUCUUUGCUUCAGGAAAGCACCUCUUUGUGGCUACAUCGCAUCACACAGUUGAGGUGUACUUGCUUGAUGGAUCGGACUGUACCCUCGUCCAUAUAGUCAAGACUGCUGGCCUUGCAUGGAAAGGAGCAUUCUGUCUACCUGGAAAUUACAUACUUCUCCUGGAGGACGAGGAUGGCAAGUUUAACAAUGUGAGAGCUUACUUCAACUGGGAUCAAUGCAAAGAUACAGAUGAGUCAACCAAAACUAAGUCAGGUUCACCAACCAAAGUAGUUCCAACUGAAUCACAGGGCUUGGAGGUUGUUGAAGUGCGCCCCAAGCGUCAUGUGCAGUGUUUCGCUUGCUGCAGUGGGAAUGGGAACCUGGUCUUGGGCAUGAGGGAUAUCAUCAGCAUUUACCGAUUACUUCUCCAUUCCGGCCAGCGCGAAUUUAAGCUUUUCAUCGAUAUCGUCAUUGAUGGCUUCAAGAUAGCCAAUGUUGAUAUCUGCGGUGCCCAUCUUGCCUUCACGUCAUUCCAUGAAGCCCACGUCCUCCGCAUCAACUCCCAGAAAUUCCACUUAUCCUGUGCUGCAGAUGGUAUCCCGGCUGAUUCAGCAAGUGUAAGAGCCACAGGGUCGUCGAAGCCUUUGGAGGGUAAGUCCCACACGUGCAAAUCUGCGUUGGAUUCUGUCCCGGACCCUAAGCCAUCGGAUACAGAGCAAGACAAUUACUUUGUCAAUGAUUCCCAUUUUAUUGAAUGUACUUUUGAUGCCAGGAGUCUGUCAGUGAGACCCUCUGAGCCGUCGGCAACUCACAAUCGAAUAAUUCUUCCAAGUAUCCUUGAUGAGGAGUACCUUAAACAGAAGGGCGGUCCUGCGGAAACCCUUGGGCCAGUCAGCAGUAUUCCUGGCAUUGCACCAUUCAAAGUUAGACAUGCUGAGAAGGCCAAAUCAGGAAAGAGGUCCAGCUCAGAGAAAGUUCCAUCCUAUGUUCAUCUGCUGUACUGUAGGUUUCCCAGUACAGAAGCCGGCCUCAUGCUCGCACAACUCCUGCCUACCUACACAAAAGCCCCCUUUACACUGGAGAAAGCUGCAUCGGCACAAGCACAGACUUCUGAGUCAUUCCACAGUCGAAAACUACUUGGCAUGUGUUGCCUCCUCAGUACCCCCAAGCAGGGCCUGGUCUAUGACGUCACGGGCCAAGUUAGUCCCCUCUCUUGUUACCUGUAUACGGGAGAAGCCAUAUCUUUGCAGGCUGGGGAGGAUUUCCUGUAUGCUGCUUCAUCCAGCGGCCUGGAGACCUACUCCCAUAGAGUGAGUGCAGCCGCUAUCUACAAUAAAGAGACAUUCGAUUGCAAGUCUAAUGCUUGCCCUGAUCCGACUACGGACAUCUGCCUAGUAGGACUGCGGCCAUUCUUGAGUGUUCAGAAGGUGGUGUCAUGUGACAGUCAUGUGAUUCUCCUGUGUAAGGCACCCAAUGACCAGGGAGAGGAGUCGGGCAGUGAUUGGAGUGUUUAUGUUCUUCAGAAGGCCCCAGCCUCCGACCUCCUCGAAGACAUGAUCGAGCUUGCGACAGGUUUCCGACAAGCAAGCAUCUCGGCCUACCAGCAUCUCAUCAUGGAGGCCCAUCUGAUGAUGCGAUCCAAGAUGCUCCAGUGUUGCCAUGGCGAUGAGGAAGACGAGACUGAGGAGUACAGAACAAUCGAGCAUCAGUAUCGAGAGACGAGUGCUCUUCUUGGCCAGAUUUAUGCGCAGUCUACUAAUGCCACAGACUCGUCGCUUGCUGUUCCGUACCUCACGAUGUCUGAGCAUUCUUUGUCAGAGGUGUUAGAGGCAGUCACUGGAUCCUUCACAGAGCCUUUCAUACCAGAGGAUCAUCAGUUUGGACUAGGGUUAACAGAUUUCUUAGACGUCAAGCUCUUCCAGGAGGAUUCUUCCAAUGAACCACUGAAUGAGGAGAUUGCAGAACGUAUAGUUGAUGUUUAUCAUCAUAUCGUUCCUUCGCGAUGCUCGCAGCUCUUUCUUUCAACUGAGGUCAAAGGUUAUUUGAGUCCACAGAAGAAGUUGGAAGUCCUUCAGAGUUUAAAGAAGCUGCAGUCAGAGAAUAGUUAUCAGUGGUCAGCCAGUGAUAAUAUAGCCAUGAUCCUCAUCAAUCUAGAAUUGGGUGAGAUGGAACAAGCAAAGUUUGCCACGUCUUGUCUUACGUCGGAUGAAGUAACGCAUCUUGUUCCCGACAACUCCUCCCUCAUCCUAGAUGCAAACAGACAAUUCACCGACUUUGCCAAGCUGAUGUGUAAAGAAGCAACAGAGUGUAUGGUUGAGGUCUUACUCUGUCUCCUAGAUCAUGAUCAACUCACUCUCAAAGAGACUCUAUGUAUUCUCAAGGAAUACAGCCCUGUUUCACUAGGCAGCUGCCCGUUGCUGACCAGAUUACUAGAAUUGGUGAUGUGCUCUGGAAAAUGGCAAAAUCUUUACUCUGAAGCUAUGCCAGAGAUUGUCUCGAUAUACCUAUCCCAGUUGCUCCAUGCUGACCAGCCUUCUAUGAUGAACACAUCCAGAGCUUGCAGACGUACACAUGCACAUGUGCCACAGGGAGACGGCUGCUUUGCUGCAAGAUUCAACUGGCUUAACAAGCUCCCUCCUUUUCAAGGUUCUUUGAGGCAGACCUGCACUGGUCUAGAACAGAAGGCCAGGACCUGGAGGCUACAGAGAGGCCGGAGUGGUUCAGUGACCCAGCCCCAGACUCCCACAAAGAGCGGGGCUCCUUGUCCAUGCUGCUGCUGUAAUGAAGUCCUUAUGAGAUUACAGAGUCUUCUCUGCUCAGAGCACUUGACGGAUGAAGUAUCAUUGUAUGUCAUCAACGGCAUUGAGGACAUGAAAGAAUGCAGGGGAAGGGGAUCGUUGCAGCUCCUUUGCCAAACAAAACUAGAUACAAAGGCUGCUUUGUCGGUAGUUAUCCAAGACUACCCUAGCAUCGCGGUGGAGUUCUCAAGCCAACACUGCGGGCAUCGAGAAGACCUAUGGUCUCACGUUCUCUCAGAUCUUGUCAAGGGUCUGGAAGAGAAGACUACUGAUGGGAUGGAGACUCGCAAAGCCAUCUCUCUUCAGAUGUUGUCAGGUGUACUUGGCUACCUUGUACAGGAACUGGAAGCAUCGGCCCUUAUAUCCCUUUUGCCCUCUGACCUGCCUUUGACCCUUACCAUGCCGUAUAUGGAGAGGUCAUUGCUUAGAGAUCGAGCUAGCAGACUGAGAGAAGAGAUAGUAGCAACAGGGAUGGAAAGCAUUAAGGGUUGCUAAGGAGAUAGAGAGAAGGAAGAAGAGGAGGCGUGGGGUAGAUUAAAGUAGAUGUCCUGUGGAACGGCUGCCCUUGACCUUUAUUAUGCCCUAUAUAGAAGAGUCAUUGCUUAGACAUUGAGUUAUCAUAAAGAACUGAAGCAGGUGAAUGUUUCCUAAAGCUGUUCAUAAGUUAUGACCUAAGUUGUGAGUGACUUAACGAACGACUGGUGAUCCUUUUUUGUGGUAAAUAAUGUAUUGCAAAUGUUCAUUGGUGUUUUAUUUAGCUUCUAACAAAGGAUUACCAGUCGUUCGUAAAGUCGCUCGUAACCUUCAAACAGCUCUAUGAAACACACAUUCGGGCUGAAAAAAAAAUUAAGCAUUGCAAGGAAGAAAAAUAGGGAAAGAGAGCUUUAGAGAGAAAGAGAAGAGUGGAAUCAACAAAGUAACUGAAGGGCAUCAAAGGCUUUCAGGGUGAGAACGAGAGAAAGAGAAGGCAAGAUGAACAGUAAUAAUAAAGAAUUAAAUGUAGAUAUAUGUAAUGUUACAUUAUCAAUAGGUGCUAUGGGUGUCCUGAGAGUAUAUUGUUUAUAAGAGUAUAUCCACUUGAACUUGUAUUAUGUCAAAUAUAUUGUUUUAAUACUUUGGAAAUGUCACAGUUUAACUAAAAAGUGCAAUAUUUAAACUAUAUAUCUCAUGUAAAUGUUUGUAUUUCUAUGCAUUUUUGUUAUGCAUGGCCCCAUUUAAAUUAGCAUCUCAUUUACUGAUGGGGCUACCAUGUUUUGAAAUAAUAUGCAAUAGAUAAAUAUAUAUAUAUAUAUAUAUAUAUAUAUAUAUAUAUAUAUAUAUAUAUAUAUUUAUGCCUACAUCCUACUUAAGGGCGAAGUCUAUGAAUGGGUUUAUUCCUUCAUAAUACAGAUAUAGACGUAAAGACGAAGGUAGAGGGCAUUAAGGCGCAUUACGAACAUUGAAAGAAGACAAAAAAAAUUUGCCUUAAACACGGAUGUAGAGAAAUAUAUAUAUAUAUAAAAUGAUAAAACAAGGUUGACACGUUCAUGCUUUGUUCCAACAUGGUUGUACAUGGAAUUGCAUAUCUCUGUUGUCAGUCACAUGAGAAAGACGAUAGGACAUUGUCUAAAAUUUGUGCAUCAAAUAAACUUAUAUGUUGG
This is a messenger RNA of Lytechinus pictus (painted urchin), 4631 nucleotides long. Its product is annotated as BLOC-2 complex member HPS3-like. The transcript is spliced from 21 exons. Gene Ontology annotation, cellular component: cytoplasm. Lineage: Eukaryota; Metazoa; Echinodermata; Echinoidea; Temnopleuroida; Toxopneustidae. Gene Ontology annotation, biological process: organelle organization. The record is from RefSeq and is a predicted model, not a curated record. Bases 142 to 3486 code for a protein of 1114 amino acids.